GCUUUUUCGUACUGUUGUUUGUUCGCCCCUUUCAAACGAAAUGGCGUCGCCGUUGAUGCGCAGCGCCACGCAGCGCGAGCAUGGAGCGCACAUCCGGAAGGACCACAAUCUGUGGGUGAGCGUUGUGGAGGCCAAGAACCUCGACAUUGAUGAUCGUUGCAGCACCUACUGUCUCCUGAAGAUUAACAACCAAGAACGCGGCCGCACCAAGACGGUCAAGAAAAAUCAAGCGCCAUUGUACAACGAUGACUACACCUUUAACUUGAGCGACACCUUCAAGGAGCUCUCUGUCGUCGUUUGGAAUGAGCAAAAGCGAGGCGACAAGCCGCUUGGCCAACUGCACAUUCCCAAGGACUUUUUGGCGUCAGACCACUUGCAGCACGAAGAAUGGUUUACCAUCGAACCGGCUCUGGACGAGGGCUCGGUGAAGGGAUCGGCGACGCUGGAAGUCAUCUACACACGGGGUGCAGGGCCCGACGACGCAGACAAGGUGACUGUUGUUGUCGUCUCCGCCAAGGACUUGAUCAGCAAGGACGCGAACGGCCUGAGCGACCCGUUCGCGGUGCUGCACCUGCUGCCCGAUCCGGAAUUCGAGACGACGCAAAAGACCAAGCUGAAGAAGGAGACGCUGGCUCCCGUCUUUAACGAAAUGUUCAACUACAGCAUCCCCAAGAAGGGCGGCAUGCCAAAGUACCGCUGCCUGUUCUUCACGCUGUGGGACUGGGAUCGUUUUGGCGAGAAUGACUUCCUCGGCCAGGUGCUGAUUGACUUUGAAGACCUGUUCCGAGUCAAUCCCAACGACAACCCCAUCAAGUACAACGAAUCGCACACGCUGCUGCCCAAGACGGUGAUUGAUCCGAUGGCCGCUGCGCCUGCUGCGCGCGAUCACAAGUUUUCCAUCCACAGCUACAAGUCCCCCACCUGGUGCUACGUGUGCUCUGGAUUUUUGUAUGGCCUGGCUCGUCAAGGCGUCAAGUGCAAGGACUGCGGGUUUAACUGCCACGAAAAGUGCGUCAUGCAGGUUCCUUCGAACUGCCGCGGUGACAAGAUGAAGCGAAUCAAGAAAAUGAGCAAAGGACUGUUGAGUCACAAGAUUACGUCGCAACAAGCGUACGUGCUCGAAGUGCAAGACGACUUGCUCAAAGCGCUUGCGCUCGGACCGCAAGCCCCUGGUCGCGCCAAGCCGCACUUGUUUGAGCCAAAGUUCUUCAAGCAGCCCUCCAACUGCGGUCACUGCUACUCGUCAAUGUGGAUGGUUGAAGGAGCCCAAUGCACCCACUGUGGUCUGAACUGCCACGAAAAGUGCAAAAUCAACAUUCCGGCCUUGUGCGGCACCGUUGGCCAAGUGCGCAUCAAGUACAAGUACACUGACGACCCAGUGCUGUCGCUCAGCACCUACCUGCCGCUGUACGAAGUUUUGCCAGAGCAAGAUUACUACAUCAUCAUGUUGCUACAAGCUGCCAGCAACCAAAAGGAGGAUGUUGCCCGCUGUCUUGUCCGCAUCUUUGAGGGCCAAGGGAAUGCGCUCACCUUCCUGAACACGAUGGCUCGCAAGGAGGUCACUUCAACAGCCGAUCCCAACACCAUUUUCCGCGGCAACUCGCUCGCGACCAAGGCAUUCGAUGCCUACCUCAAAUUGCAUGGCAUGCCUUACCUGCACUCCGUCCUCAAGCCAAUCAUCUCGUCCAUUGUGUUUGACAACGUCAAUUGCGAAGUCGACGAAACCCGCCUUGACAAGGGCGAGGAUUUGAGCAAGAAUUGGAAAAACCUCAAGGCCAUCGUUUCGCGAACAUUUGAUGCCGUCCUUGGCUCGGCAACCAGCUGUCCCUUCGAAUUCCGGGUGCUGUUUGGCCAUCUCCGCGAGCUUGUGCAAAAGCAAUUCCCGACAGACGCCGUGAUUCCAUACACUGCCAUCUCUGGAUUUAUCUUUCUGCGCUUCUUCUGCCCCGCCAUUUUGGGCCCUCAGCUGUUCGAGAUGAUGGACGACCUGCCUUCCCCCCGUAUUGGUCGCACGCUGACGCUGGUUGCCAAGACUCUGCAAAACCUUGCCAACCUGGUCGAGUUUGGUGGUAAGGAGCCCUUCAUGGUGAAAAUGAACGAGCUUAUUGUCAAGCGUCGAGAUGACAUGAAAGCCUUCCUGGACAAGCUAUCGACCCCCGUGACAGUCGCUUCGGCUCCCAAUGCCAAAAUCGAUCUUGAGGUUGAGCUCUCCCGCUUGUAUCGCUUCUUCCUGCAAUGCCGCGACAAGAUGCACGUCGCCCACAAAGAGAGGGGCCAGAACGCCCCCGGAAAGAAGGAAGUUGAGAGAAUUCCUUCCUGGGAUCCGCGCUACAAGGAAAGCAAACAGCCUGAGAACCAAGUCACGUUCGUGCGCUUCCUGGACGUUCUGGAGGAUCUGACUCGCAAGCACAAAGUGGCCGUGUCGCAGGACUCGGAGGCAUCUUCCCCAGCGCCGCUCACCCCACGCUCGCGACUUUCGGGCCUGUUGGGCCAAAACCAGUCUGCCAUCCUUCAGGAGGUCACCGAGUCGUUGUUGCGAACAGCGCGUCAAGCACUGUCCUCGCUGGCCAAUUCAGACGGCGUCGAGGAGGCGUUGGACUCUGUCAAGCCACUACUCGUUUCUGCGCACCAGAUGGUGCUCAUUGCCGAGUUUGCCUUGCCCGAUAUCACUGCCGAAGGCACCAAUCAAGCCAAGGUUGCGCUCGAACUGUUCUCUGCACACAUUCCCAAGAUUGCUGGCGUUCUCAAGAAUGUUGCUGUUGGCGAAGGCGCAGACUUUAAUGUUCAAAACGUGGUCGCUGGCAUGACACCUGUGAUCAAAGAAUUGGGCGUCUUGGCUUCCAAUCUGAAUUCGGCAGUUGCUCACCUGCCCGUGUAAAUGGGUGUGUUCCCGUUUACUCUUUCUUGUGUUUGCUUUCUUCUGUCUUUGUUUUUCUUUUGCCGAGGCUGGGUUUUGGUGGUUUUAUUCCUCUGUUCUUUGUACUUUGGUGUUGCUAUUUGUUUUUCGUUAUUCGUUAUCGACUUUAUGGCCUUGCUGGUUGCUCUGUGCAAGCUGUGUCAAUGUGUAUGUGCGUUGUUUUGCUACACGUCUGUGAGCCACCGAGUUGUUUGUUCUGUGAAAUCCAACUCUGUGGUGUGUCUCGUUCAGUUGUCAAUAUAUUUGGCAUAUUCCCC
This is a messenger RNA of Capsaspora owczarzaki ATCC 30864, 3174 nucleotides long. RefSeq names its product RAS p21 protein activator 3. The record is from RefSeq and is a predicted model, not a curated record. NCBI's taxonomy places the organism in Eukaryota, Filasterea, Ministeriida, Capsasporidae. The transcript is spliced from 6 exons. The coding region runs from base 41 to 2878 and encodes 945 amino acids. Gene Ontology annotation, biological process: regulation of GTPase activity.